CCCCCCCCCCCAAAAAAAAAAAAAAUCUCAGUGCAUCUCGGCUCGCUGCUCCGGGAACCUGCUGCUUUCCCCCUUCCCGCUCGGCUCUUUGCUCUCGGCUUCCUACCUGGAGGAUUUUGUCUUGGGGGGGGCUCCUGGAGGUCUCCCCCCCUUUGAAGCCGCCCUCUUUCUUAACCCCCCCCCCUUCCCUCCGUGCUUUCAAUGCUGGUGGAAGAUUCCCCCCUUGCAACAUGAAGGUCCUCGGCUGGGUCCGCCUCGUCCUUAGCCAGUGGCUCGUGCAAAAGGUUGUAUGUGUGGAAGGCCAUAUGACCAAGACCCUGAACUACCUGGAGAUGAGUCCCUCUAGCGUCUUGAAACCUGGGUCAUAUGGCACUGCUUUGAAACCUCACCCGCUCAGCCCUACUCGGAUAUUUCCUGGUGAGCCGUCCAAAGCCAAGGUGGACCCAUACGGCGGUGCCCUGAAUCCAUGGGACUGGAGUAAGAACCAGACAGCCAUGGAGCACUUCAACCAGCGAGCCAAGAGGAAGCCCUCUUUGAAAGCUGGACGUACCAAGAAGAUCUUUGGCUGGGGGGACUUCUAUUUCAACAUUAAGACUCUCAAAUUUAGCCUGCUGGUGACAGGCAAGAUUGUGGAUCACAUUAAUGGCACCUUCAGCGUCUACUUCCGGCACAACUCCUCCAGUUUGGGCAAUGUUUCCGUGAGCAUUGUGCCCCCCACCAAGGUGGUGGAGUUUGAUGUCUUGGUUCCUUCUAUCCAAACCCAACAUCUCCACCCCCAGCAGUCUACCUUAGCCGAUCCCAAGGAAUCCAAGACCUUCAACUGCCACGUGGAGUACGAGAAGACCAACCGGGCACGCAAGAACAAACCCUGCCUCUACGACCCUUCCAAAAUCUGCUUCACUGAGCACACGCAGAGCCACGCGGCCUGGCUCUGCGCCAAGCCUUUCAAAGUCAUCUGCAUUUUCAUCUCGUUCUUCAGCAUUGACUACAAGCUGGUUCAGAAGGUCUGUCCAGAUUACAACUUCCAGAAUGAGAAUCCCUAUUUUGGCUGAUGAGGGGAUGGACUUGAGAGGGAUGGGGAUGUGAGAAUUAAAGUUGUGGGAUUUUUUUUUUCCUAGAAAAAAAACCCAGGGCUGGAAAAAAAAAACUUUUGUCUGGUGGGGAAAGAGCAAGAGGAGAGGCCUACGCUUGGUGGAAGAGAAACAGCCAGUUCAGAAAAUAAACAGGAAGCUGCUCCAUCAGAUGGACAUCCCCUUUCCACGGCCACUGGACUUCCAACAUCUUGAGGAAGAUGGAAAUUGGCCCCAGGGACACUGUUGCUUUCGUUCCCCCAUCUGUACCUUUCCUGAUGCUGUUUGGGGUAUCUCAUAGGGGUACCCUGCAAUACGAAGAAAUGACUUACUGUGGCUGUACCUAUUUUGUGUAUAAAUGAACCCUGCUGCGUCCGUGGGGUUAUUAUUAUUAACCAUAAAGAGCACACCCCUCAGGAUCAUAAUCUUCUGUGCAGAAUGUCAAAGUCCUGUGAGCAGCCAAAGGGUGUCCAACUUUGGCUGGAUCACAGAUUGUCAAGAAGAUGAUCUGAAGAUGGACAGUCCAGACUGGGGGGUGCAGAAGGUGGUGUAUUAACCUGUUGUGCCCCUUGCCUCUUGCCAAAUGCUCCAGAAUGAAAAGGCUUUAGGGAUGGCAGCACUGGUUAGAAAUUGCCCUCUGCACAAAAUUCCUCUGUUUGAAAAGUACAGAAAUAUAGUGUAGACAGUCUAGGUCCUAUGAACUAAGAGGAAGGUGGGGUGCAUAUGGAGUGAAAUCAAAUCACAAGGAGUUCAGUAUGUAAACUUUAUGGGGAAAAAUUAGGUGCAUUUCUUGGGGUUGAAAGACAGGCCAGUGUGUGUGAAAGUGAAAUCUUAUGCGUUCAGAAAGUCCAAGAAACUGUGCAAGUUCAGUGUGAGAGGAUGCGCUUUAGCAGACAUCAUAUUUGUGUGUGCAAUUUAGGAGGCGUGUGUCAGCAUACGCAACCAGGUACCUGCUAGAUUCUGAGUUGGAUCUAACUAGUUUUGCCAUUGAAGGAGAGCCAGCGUGGUGUAGUGCUUAAGAGCAGAUGGAUUCUAAUCUGGAGGGCUGAGUUUGAUUCCCCACUCCUCCACCUGAGUGC
Sphaerodactylus townsendi is the source of this 2149-nucleotide messenger RNA. RefSeq names its product neurexophilin 4 (gene NXPH4). The record is from RefSeq and is a predicted model, not a curated record. Bases 231 to 1052 code for a protein of 273 amino acids. Gene Ontology annotation, molecular function: signaling receptor binding. The transcript has 2 exons. NCBI's taxonomy places the organism in Eukaryota, Metazoa, Chordata, Lepidosauria, Squamata, Sphaerodactylidae.